UCAAUCUGCAGAUGACGAAUUAUGGCUGGCGCGAACUAGCAAUGGCGGCCGUCAGCGCCAGUAGUAUGUUAGAGUUCGUUCGCCGUAUUUUUCGCGAACGUCAAGACCAUGGCAUGCUUACCAUCAGGCAGCUCCGGACGCUAUACACUGACGAGCUCAAGGUGAAACACCUGUCAUCGGAAAACCGGGAAGUUUUUGCAUCAAUAGUCACAACUGUGUUUAAGGAGUUUGAAGAGGCAGACUGCAGAGAGAAGUCAUUGCAGGACAGCAAGUCGAGUACUGACGAGACCCCAGCAGAAGCGGGGGCCACCAGUCCGUUGCGCACAAUACUGCCUCAAAACGGCAACUGCUAUGUGGACUCUGAAUCGCCGAUAAAGUGCCCCAACAUCAAGAAUGUUCAGCGGGUGGUUGACUCAAGCAGUGACUCUGACGACGACGAUGUGAUUCGGGCCGUGAAAGAGACGCUAGGUGUGCGGACACGUCGGCGAACUCAGCCGAAACCGGCUCCCGUGCCUAGUGUUUCUCUUGUCGCCGCUGUCAACAGCACGUCAUCCAUAAUAGGUGCCAAUGCAUCGAUAGCCAUUUCAUCAGAUUCAUCGCACAUUUCCCCAAAGGUUCCUUCUCCAAGUGCUUCUCCUGGUACUUCGUCAAGUUUGUCUUCCAACCCUGUACCAAGUGUAAUAUCUGACAGCUCACCCAAGGAUUCGCCUCGUGACGAAUCCGUUAAUGCUUCCUCCAAUGCUGCGGCCAGCGCAGUGUGUUGUGCCAUUCCGACUGUGGUGUUCCCUGUGGUUUCGGGGGACAAGGCCGAAGCGCCAUGCGGAGGGGAUGCAUCGGACUCUUCGGACUCAGAAGGAAAGUUGAUGAUUGCCGAGUCCCCCAUGUCUGCAGAGUCUCCGCGGAGGCCUUCGUCUGAUGGCGAAGGCAGUGCUAGGGUUGGAGAACAUGCCGUAGUAGAACCCAGGAGGCCUCCCCUACCCGAAAGUAAGAAAACGAAAACUGUCGCCAACAGUCCGAGUGAAGAGCCUAAGACCCCAACCCAAGAGAGCAAUGGCAAAGAACAUAAAAGCAUGGACGACAUGCCUUUGUUCACUCUGAAGCUCACAAAAACCAAGACAGGCAACUGGAUCAUGGUGAAGCCCAAGAGCGAGGAGUCAGAUGCAGGAGAGGAGAUGUCUCCCCAGAAACCCAACGUCGUGCGACGAAAACGGGUUUCAACGCCACGAAAAACCAAGGCAAAGAUCCCGGAAAGUGCCCGCGGUAUCUUCGACUCCAGUGACGACGAGCCGCUGUCGGAACUGCGCAACAAGCAACCAAUGAAGAAGCCAGCCCCCGCGCAGGCCGUUGUGACGGAAAACCCCAGCAUCUCGGAGCUGGAGCAGAAGCUUACUCGGGUGCACAAGCGACGGAAGAAACCAGCUGACGGCUUUCCGCCUCCAAGUAAAAAGCGUAAGUGCACAAGGCAGGAGGCAACAGGCUCUUCUAAAAAGUGCACAAGGCGAGAUGCAACAGGCUCUUCUAAAAAGCCAGCAGCAAAGCCAGCCUCAGCAGAGAAUCCAGCCGUGGCAAAACUCAAGCGUUGCAUUAGCGCUGCAGGUCUGAGAGUCCGCUAUGUGCAAUUGCUAGAGGAAACCGAUACAGUGGAGCAGAAAGAGGCGAAGCUCAUGAAAGUGCUCAGGGACGCUGGACUUCAAGGCAAUCCAACGCUGAAGAGCUGCAGGGAGCUGAGGCAAAGGCGUGAAGAAGAGAAUGAAGUUCGAAGUCUCGACAAAAGCAACAUUGUCGAAAACUCUCAAGAUGGUGCAACGAAGCGAACGACUCGAAGUGCAGCCGUCUCCAUUGUCCCAAGUGCCACGCCCGAGAAACCCGAGGAGGCUGUCGACGAAUCAUGCAAGGUCUUCUCAAGGUUAAAAGACAUCAUUGACAGCGAGGAUAGCGAAUGAUAAGUCGAGAGGCUACCGUUCGUGUGCACGUGUACAUAGUCUCUUCCACGGAAGGCCGCACUUAUCACGGUGGCUCUUCCCAACCUUGCGUCCUGUCGAUCACUGUUGUGAGCGGUUGAUGGAGUGCAAUGAAUUCUCCCCAUUUCGUUUCAUGCCGUGUUGGGCUAACGUGACUGAGUGUUGCAAUGAUGAGGAAGUGUGGUAUGAAUGACGUGUCUGGCUAUAUCCCUCAAUCACACUUUAAAUUUUACACCCGCCACGGUGGUCUAGAGGUUAUGGUGCUCGACUGCUGACCCGAAGGUCGCAGGAUCGAAUCCCGGCGGCAGCCGCCGCAUUUCCGAUGCGGCGGCUGCCGAUGCAGCGGCCUCAGCAUUUUCGAUGUAGGCGUAUAUGUUUGAGGCCCGUGUAAUUAUGUUUAGGCGCACAUUAAAGAACCCCAGGUGGUCGAAAUUUCUGGAGCCCUCCACUAAGGCGUCCCUCAUAAUCAUAUCAUGGUUUUGGGACGUAAAACCCCAACCAUUAUGUUGUCACUUUAAUUUUACACAGUAUAUCAUCAUGGUUAAGUGCAAUAUUUUUCUGUUUCACUCAAGGUAAAUUGGAAGUGUGCAUCCUCCGCAACGUUUCCAGAGGAAAAUUUCAGAUUUUUUGUGGGAAUAGAUGGGCAAUGAUGUCUUUCCUUAGAGGCCAAUGCACUCGCUGUGGAAAGGGACAGAAUGCCGAACGGUUUCACCCUCCAGGUUGCAAAUUGAGUUAACGUUUGUUUCACCAAGGAGACUUCCAUAUUGUUGUUUGUCUCAUAGCACCACACAAGCCUUGCGCAUCUAAAUUGCAUGCCAGGCUUCCUCGUCCAUUCAGCACUCAGCAGAAGCCACUUGGCAACAGCUACGACUGACUCACCGGGGGAAAUGUCGGUGAGGCGGAGGUCUGAUCUUCCCUUCCCCCAUCGUCUGAGAUGUGUGUAUUUCCUCAAGAUUUUUUUUUUUCAACUUUUUCACAAUGUACUAUAAAGCUGUAUACAUAGUGUAUAUGGGAGUUGCAACAUCCCAGCCAUUUGGAAUGUUGUUCAGAGCAUGUGUGGAGAGAUUCUGGCUUGCCAUGUAUGUGUUUUCGUGUUUUGUCUCUUAUGAAGGAAUCUGUGU
Messenger RNA from Rhipicephalus sanguineus (brown dog tick), 3082 nucleotides. Its product is annotated as HIRA-interacting protein 3. The record is from RefSeq and is a predicted model, not a curated record. Gene Ontology annotation, cellular component: nucleus. Lineage: Eukaryota; Metazoa; Arthropoda; Arachnida; Ixodida; Ixodidae. The transcript has 10 exons. Bases 12 to 1943 code for a protein of 643 amino acids.